AUGUUGACGCCCUCACCAACACCUCCAGCUGGGCAGCAAAUGCCACCAGGGGCAACGACGCUACAAGAGAAAAUACAUCUUCUUCUCUCCAAGUUGUCAAGUACCAUUGAAAUAGUAAAAACGUGGCCAGAGAGUGAAGGAGACGAUGCCUCCAUCCACUUGGCCACAACCACCAAGCUUAUUUCGUCAUUACUCGAGGUCAUUAGUGGUCUGAAAGGUGUAGAAGGUGUCGUGAAAGCAGAUAGUGAUCUCCGAAAGGCCUUGCAAGCGUGUCCCGUCUCUAUCAAUCUGCUGGACCUGCUGGAUCAUGGAGGUGGUUUGAACCCAGAUUGUUUUUCUCGUGGACUUUUACGGGAGUCUCUUGGUCAGCUAAAAGGCUUGCGACGAAGAAAACUAGCUCUCAAGAUGUUAGGAGAAGCUGUCAAUUCUGGUUUGGGUGCAGAAUCAUCUGGAAAGGAAGACACAACAAACAAACGAAAACUGGAAGAUCCUGAAAUUAAAGAAGAGGAGGAUACGUCAGAACCUUCCACCAAGAAGGCUCGAACGGAGAAAGACACACCAGCCGCUCCAUCCUAA
Molecule: messenger RNA, 576 nt
Organism: Cylindrotheca closterium
Lineage: Eukaryota; Bacillariophyta; Bacillariophyceae; Bacillariales; Bacillariaceae
Source: the annotation of a GenBank genome assembly